AUGGAUAUUCCUCGAUUGGGGGAGCCGAAAGAUUAUGACCAGCCAACGAUGCAGCGACCGUUAGAAUCAUCUUCACGAACGUCACCUCUAAGCGUACAGACGAACCCUGUCAUAAAUGCGAAUUUUAAGGCGCCUUCCAUGAUGUCGAUGACUUCGAUUCAUGCAGGUUCGCAGAUAUCCACCAUGUCAUCGAUUGUCGACACGGAUUCGGCUGAGCUCACUGACCAACAACAACAAAAAUUUGAGAACAUAUCAAUAGCCUUAUGUCCAACGCAUCCAGAAUACGGGAAUGCGGAAGCGGAUGGCCUCGAUGACGUAGCGAAGGUGAAUGCGCAAAACAACGGUGAACUCAUAAGACUGCUAAUUGAACACGCCAGGACAGUCCCAUUCUCUUGCUACAAGUAUGCAUUGCUAACCUUGCAUAGCUUGGUUUCUGACAAAGUUCACGGAUCUCAGUGCGCUCAGCAAGCGAGGCAGAUGGACACUAUGCAGGUUGUCUCCGAAUGGUUGCAACAUGAAAAGAGCGAGAAGCUUCUUCCUGUUAUAGUAGACUUAGUACGGAUACUGUGUGACAAGAAUCAUGAGCAGAAGGCAUACUUCCUUGGUAUGAAUGGAAUACCAAAACUGUUGAACAUUCUCAAAAAAUGCCUAUAUGAGAAUUGUCUUUGGAGAACAACUCGAUUACUUACCAUGUUUUCUAAUUUUAAUCCACAAAUGCUGGUGCAAUGUAAUGCGCCAGCAGUACUUGCACCUCAGCUGGCACACGAUUCCGAACGAUUGGUGUUGGUUUCGCUAGAGUGUCUUCGAAAUAUUAGCGAUGUCCCAACAGAAGCUAAUCGUUGCGAACUGCUGCGAGCAUUACUGCGAUUGUUUGGACAUCGUAAUCAUAAGGUUAUACGAUAUACACUGGAUAUUCUUGCAAACCUUUGUGCAAAUAACAAAGUUAACAAGGAAUGUAUAUUGUCGAUUUUGUGCACAUUAUGUGUUGGAAAUAGCAUGAGUGAAGAAGUCCGGAUAGAAGUGUUCCGACAGCCACAAUUAUUCUUAGAAAAGUUGAUUCAUAUGAGGCCAGUCUUAUUAAAGCAGACAUUGCAGCUUCUUUCGAAGGUGGCCUUGAGAGACGAGAAUUUGGAAGGCUUUAGGAAUUGCUCUAUAGAUGGGAUAUGCUUCAUUCAACAAAUAGUCUAUAUUUUACGAGUUGCCUGUAAUCAACCACCAGAGACACAAAUGGUAGAAGGGAUCAAAGUUAAUGAAUUAAUCAAUAUUUCAAUGAGCGUAUUACAUUGUUUAUGCCGUGACAGGGAACUGCUGGAAAUGGUGGUGUAUUACCUUCUCUAUCCUGAAAACAUGAAAGUUAGAGAUUGUGAUGUGCUGCUUCCUGUCUAUGCUCUUCACGAUAUUCACGAAGAAUCAGUGAGAAAAACAGCGAUCUCAUUAAUCGAUGCUACUGUGCAUCAUCCAAAGAUGGCCAUGUUCUUCAGUCAAAACCAUAAUUUGAUCAGUGGUCUGCAACAUUUCGCUAGGAGCUGUAACCCUGUCUUGGCGCAUCUCGCUAAGGAAUCUUUAAAAUCCAUAAUGCUCGGAGGAACAAUGUCACGAAAUCAGUUUCCGCCUUCCUAUAUGAGAACUAAGGAAAAGCCUCUACCCCCGCUAGAAGUAUCAACUUCUUCCACAGCUGCUCCAUCGACUAUAUCAAGCCCGACAGCACGAAAUAUGCGAAUGGCUAGUGAGUCAGCGUUGUGGCAAGGGCCAAUGGAAGGGGCCGGGGAGCAAUUACCAGAGGACUUCGCGGUAGCCGAUGAUCCAUUUGUAAAUGUUUUUUGUCCGACAGCCGCGCCCCAGAGUUCUCCUCCAUUCUCACCGCCUGUUAAUCACUCUAUGAAUGACAACGCAUUAGGAGUAUGCGGAGAUGAAGCUAUGCAGAUCAGCAGUCCACAGAGCACGUGGGAUUCGCCUCACUCACUUCAAUAUAUGGAACAUCUUGGAUGUAUUGCUCCACAAAUGGGACUGUCCCAUCCGAGUCAACAUAUGUCUGAGACAGAUUUACCUUCCCAUAUGACUGCCUACCCACAUCAUCAAACACAGCCAAUGCCAUAUGUAAGUCAAUCAUGGCACGCUCAAAUGCCUCAUCUACAUGCGGAUGUAGGAAUUUAUUCUAUGCACAAUUAUUAUCAAAACCAAUCCUAUCCAUCAAAUCCAGAUUAUCAACAACGAUAUGAUCAGUACCACCACCAGUAUGGUCGAUUCCAUUAA
Strongylus vulgaris is the source of this 2253-nucleotide messenger RNA. NCBI's taxonomy places the organism in Eukaryota, Metazoa, Nematoda, Chromadorea, Rhabditida, Strongylidae. The record is from the annotation of a GenBank genome assembly.